AUGCCAUUGUUUGCUGAAGAUAUAGACAAUUGUGAAGAGUUGGAGAAAUGGGUGAAGUCAAUGAAUGUUAGCUAUAACUCUGAUGUUAAUGUGAAGAAUACCCCAGACCGAGGAGUUGGACUUUUCUUUAAACCCACAAAAACAAAUGGUGAACAAACUGAGUUGUUACGAAUUCCCCAUAUGUCAAGUUUCAAUAUAUACACAAUCAGGAAACUUUGUGAUGAUAAAUUAGAAGCAGAUGAUAAAAAAGUAUUGAAGAGGUGUUUGCAAAUUGUGUUUACCAUCUGCUACAGCGCAAGUGAAAGUUUGAUAUUAAUAGCCUAUAUGAUUGGAUUAUUAAUGAUUUGUGAGAAGAGAAAAAUACAUGCCUCUGUUGGGGAUGACAGGAGAUGGUUAGAUGAUAUGAAGGGGUACAUUGGUAUUUUGAUGAAAACAAAAGUUGGUAAUCUUUAUACAGACCAGCAGAAUGUAUUGGAAGAUUUUUUAGCUGCGUUCAAGGGCAAUGCCGUACUGAAGAGUAGUAUAACUGAUGUAAUAAGUGAGAAAUGGAUUGAAGUGGAGACUGCAAUAAAUGAAGAAUUUUCUGAAGAAUUUGAAAGGAUCAACGUUAGUGAGAUUCUUCAAAUAUGUAGUGCUGUCAGAUCACGAGUUUUGGAGAUUCCGAGAGAAGUUGAGACAGAAGUAUGCGGAGAAGAAGAAGAAAAAGAAGGAAGGGACAGCGACGAAGAAACGAAUGAUGACUUCUAUGUCGAUGUGACCUUGGUACCUGUGUUAGAUUUUGUGAACCAUGACAACCAUAUGAGAAAUGCCCAUUUUGAUGUUGAUAGAGACAGCAAAGACAUUGUAUUAUAUUACGAGAAUGACAAAGCAAACACCCAAGGCACAAAUGAAGAAGCAGGAGGAGCAGGGGAAGAAAAAAAAGAAGUGGAGGUGUUUAUUAGUUAUGAUAAGUAUGAGGAUAUACAUUUCAUGUUUGCUAAUUACGGGUUUAUUCCCCAAAGCAGGGGAACAAAGGUGAUUGAACUUCCCAUUCUCGGAUAUAACGAAAACUCUAAGCUCGAUAAUUACAAGGCUUCGAUGAGGUUGUACGAAAUUAAGCAAAGUCCCAACGUUCAGUUUGCAGUUGAAUUUGCGGAAACGGGAGAGAUCUGCGAUGUCAAGAUCUUAGAUGAGGAGUUCUAUUCCUAUCUGAUAUUUGAUGAUCGUCUCAAAUGGAGGGAGGAAGAAGAUGAGCAAGUCGCUGAAAACGAGGAAAACGAAGAUACCGAGGAAGAGCAACCAAAAGAUGAAGAUGCCGGUUCUGCAGCAACGUUGCAAUUAGAGUUUGAACGAGGGUAUAGGAGAUGUGAGAGACUGGUCAACCAGUUAAGUGACGAGAGAUACAAUGAAUUGCAACAUAGUUUUUAUGACUAUCUGGGUGAGUAUUUGCUCAAAUUUAGCAAAAGAGUGUCCAUUUUUGCUACAAUAACGAGGGAAUACGAAUUACCGAAUGGUGAAACAACCAACAUACUCAAACUGCUCGAGUUUUAUGGUCAACUCUGCAAGGCAAUGAGGAAGAUCUUGGUUGCGAGACAUAAAUUUGAAAGCCAUCCACUGGCCGACCCAUAUACCGCAAGUGGAUAUCUGUCUCGUCGAAUGUUGCCAUUGUACAACUUUGAGAAUAUACUUGCUGGUGUAGAGAUGGGCGAUCUGACUUUGUAA
Molecule: messenger RNA, 1701 nt
Organism: Pichia kudriavzevii
Lineage: Eukaryota; Fungi; Ascomycota; Pichiomycetes; Pichiales; Pichiaceae
Exons: 1
Coding region: 1-1701 (566 amino acids)
Biological process (GO): peptidyl-lysine monomethylation
Molecular function (GO): protein-lysine N-methyltransferase activity
Source: RefSeq, a predicted model, not a curated record